UCAAGAAAAGAAGUGCAAGCAGACAGCAUGGCAUCUGUUUGUUACUCAGAAGAUUUGACUUGUUCAGUUUGUCAGACGAUCUUUACUGAUCCGGUGAUUCUUCUCUGUGGACAUUCUUUCUGCAGGGAAUGUAUUACAGAGUCACUGAAGACACAGGACUUUUGUCCUCUGUGUCACACGGCAGUUUCACUGGAACAGAAAUGUCUUCUACCCAGUUAUGUUUUGAAAAGCCUUGCUGAAAAGGCUAAAGAAGAUGAGAAAAGAAAAAGAGAACAUGGAAAUUACAGAGAGGAUUCUGAGUGGCUGUGCCAUGAACAUGAUGAAAAGCUGAAGUUGUUCUGCGUCACAGAGCAGAAGUUAACUUGUGUCAUAUGUCGAGAUGGAGAGAAGCAUGAAGGACACACGUUUAAUCCAAUCAAAGAAGCAUCUGCAUCUGUGAGGCAGGAGCUGGAGAACUUAAUGCAACAUGUUUCUGAUGACAUGUCUACUGUAGAGAACCUCGCCGACUCACAGAGAGAAGAAAUAACAAAAAGUGAAGAGAAGUCAAACCAGCUGAGGAACCAAAUCAGCACCCAGUUUGAGGAGAUGCACCAGUUUCUGAGAAAGAGAGAAAAAGAGAUCAAAACUGACCUCAAACAGAAAGAGGAUGAUGAUGUUCAGAAGAUGACUGAGAGGUUAAAUGAUAUACAAACAGUUCUGUCUGAAGAUGAGGUGCUGAAGAGGAAGGUGACAUCAGUUCUUGAGAUCAAAGAAACAGAGAGGUUUCUAAAAACCUGCACUGAUGAGAAAAUGAUAACGAGAGAACAUUUGUUCAAACCCAGAUCAACAGAUCUCAACGUUGUGAGUUCAGCUCUCAAUCUGGGGCCUUUUGAAAGUCACCUACAGUUCUUUGUUUGGAAGGAGAUGCUUCAGAUUAUCAAACCUCGAGAAGAAAAACUAUCACUCACAUGUGAGAUUAAAAAUUUGAAUGUGUCUGAUGAUGGGAGAAGUUUGUUUCCAUCAGCUAGCAUACUUCCUAAACAUUUGUUCAGUCAGAAACAAGGUUCUGGCUCCUUUACUUUUGGUUCCAUACAUGCACAAUCCAAGCGACCUGUUAUUGGUCGCAACUCUGGAUUGGGCCAAACCAUGACUUCCUCUGUUGUUGCCUCUGAAAAAGAUUCUCAUCAAACCACACUCUCCUCUCUUUUUGGUUCCACAUCAAGUGAAACCAAGUCCCGUCCUGUUUCUGGUUUUUCCUUUAUAACAACCCCGACCAUGUCCAGCUCUGUUUCUGGUUCCACAUCAAGUGAAACCAAGUCCCGUCCUGUUUCUGGUUUUUCUUUUGGAACAGCCUCGACCACAUCCAGCUCUGUUUCUGGCUCCACAUCAUGUGAAACCAAGUCCCGUCCUGUUUCUGGUUUUUCCUUUAUAACAACCCCGACCAUGUCCAGCUCUGUUUCUGGUUCCACAUCAAGUGAAACCAAGUCCCAUCCUGUUUCUGUUUUUUCUUUUGGAACAACCCCGACCAUGUCCAGCUCUGUUUCUGGUUCCACAUCAAGUGAAACCAAGUCCCGUCCUGUUUCUGGUUUUUCUUUUGGAACAGCCUCGACCACAUCCAGCUCUGUUUCUGGCUCCACAUCAUGUGAAACCAAGUCCCGUCCUGUUUCUGGUUUUUCCUUUAUAACAACCCCGACCAUGUCCAGCUCUGUUUCUGGUUCCACAUCAAGUGAAACCAAGUCCCAUCCUGUUUCUGGUUUUUCUUUUGGAACAGCCUCAACCACAUCCAGCUCUGUUUCUGGUUCCACAUCAAGUGAAACCAAGUCCCAUCCUGUUUCUGGUUUUUCUUUUGGAACAACCCCGACCACGUCCAGCUCUGUUUCUGGUUCUAGCAGAUCAAAUGAAGACAAGGCCCCUUUUGUUUUGUUGUCCUAGCACAAAGAUGGCUGUUCUUUUGUAUGCACUGCAUUCAGUGAGUUCUGUUAUCAUUCUCUCACUUCAGGACAGCAUUACUGGGAAAUAGAGGUUGGGGAAAGGCAUUUUUGGAAACUAGGAAUAAUAAACUAAUGUGUGAAAUAUGAUGGCCAAAAAUAUGUAGUCUGCAAUAAAAAUGUAAUCACAGAGAUCAAAUUUACAUACAGAUCACAAAGAAAUUUUUAUCUUAACUGCAUGUCCAAGGACAUCCAGUAACAUUUUUGUUGUUAUGUAAUGAGGCCAGAAUAUAUAAACUUUACACUUUUUAAUUACAGUACAAAAAACAAACACAAACAAACAUUAAAAAACAAAUUCUGUUCUUUUUUUUUUAGAUGUAUGGCUUAAUGGUGGCCUAUUAUUGCAGUGCCUCAGUACCAACACACAGUCAGGGGGUUGUAAUCUGGUGUUUUGUUUUGUUUUUAACCCCGAAAAAAGCAGACAGUAGUCUGGACAUCAGAAAACUUGAGAAUGUGAAGGAGCUGUCCUAUGGAGAGCUCCUUGAACUGCAUGUCCAAGGAGCUCUCCCAUGAUGGAAGCAACAUGAAACAUAUUCACACUCUCAAUAUCUCAUA
This is a messenger RNA of Thalassophryne amazonica, 2522 nucleotides long. RefSeq names its product serine-rich adhesin for platelets-like. Gene Ontology annotation, molecular function: zinc ion binding. The transcript is spliced from 2 exons. The record is from RefSeq and is a predicted model, not a curated record. Lineage: Eukaryota; Metazoa; Chordata; Actinopteri; Batrachoidiformes; Batrachoididae. Bases 28 to 1911 code for a protein of 627 amino acids.